UUUUGCGCUUUGGAUAUAUUUUUCACACCGGAACUGGACUACACCUACAAAAAUACGUUCUACAUGUGCCUACACUACAUGUCGGGAUCGCUGGACACCUUUCUUCUUUAUGGAGUCAGAAACAAAAACAUCGACUACCUGAAGGCGUUCAAAAUGGGCUUCUUAGUAUUGAUUCCACUUCUAGGAGUCGUAAGAGUUCACUACGCCAUGGACAAACCGGAUGAUUUGCAAAAUGUGAUCAUCGCAACUGGGCUAUCGCUGACUUCGAUUUUUGUACUGUAUCCAACGAUCCUGAAAAUGGUGGACGGCUUCAUUGUGGCCGUCAGGAAUGGAUAUGACCAGUCGUUGGACUACUCUGAGAGUGUUGAGCCGAGCCCAGAUCCAGAGAAGCUGAGUCUCGUUUGA
Messenger RNA from Culex quinquefasciatus (southern house mosquito), 405 nucleotides. RefSeq lists its product as uncharacterized. The transcript is spliced from 4 exons. The record is from RefSeq and is a predicted model, not a curated record. The coding region runs from base 64 to 405 and encodes 113 amino acids. Lineage: Eukaryota; Metazoa; Arthropoda; Insecta; Diptera; Culicidae.